GUUUGAAGAUUGUGAAAACCGAUUGGAGACAAGAAGGAAAUGGAGCCGAAGAAACAAGCAGCGAUUAUUGGAGCCGGGAUCUCAGGUUUAGCGGCCAUUAAGUCCUGUUUGGAAGAGGGUUUGGAGCCUGUGUGUAUGGAACAGUUUGAUGAUGUCGGUGGGUUUUGGUGCCACACUGGAGAAUUUCAGGAUGGACAAGGCGCCAUGGCAUUUGACAACUUAACGACUAACACCCCUAAAGACAUGUUCUGCUACAGCGACUUCCCCUACGACAAUGACGUCCCGCCCUACCCCACGCGACCCUAUGUGCACGACUACCUCUAUCGUUACUGCGACAGGUUUCACCUCCGGAAGUACAUCCAUUUUAACACUAAAAUCCGGAACAUCCGGAAGUCUGAUGACUAUGAGGAAACGGGGAGAUGGGAGAUUGAGACAACCGAUGUUUCAGAGGUCGUACACAGGCAUGUCUAUGAUUUUGUUUUUGUCUGUUCGGGGUAUUGUUCUGAUGCAAAAUAUCCCAUUACCAACGGACUGGAAAAUUUUAAGGGAUUAACGGAACACUCAAAGACCUUCAAGGACGGAUCGAAGUAUGCCAACAAGCGAGUUUUGGUAAUUGGUACUGGGAAUUCAGCAGGAGAUCUGGCAGUGAUGGUUUCUCACGUAGCAAAACAGGUAUAUAUGACUGUGGGGAGAGGAACCUUCAUAGUGCCUCGGUUGUUGGAAGGAGGGGUCCCUUGGAGCUACGCGACACAGCGCAGGGCAUUCUUAAGAAAAAAGAACAAUUUUGCCAACAUGGUUCGCGCCACGGCUAAUUCCCGGAUAAAGCACGUUGCAACAGGGAUCAACCUUACCAAUUCCAUGAAGUCAACUUCGCUGAUAAUUAACGAUUUCUUGCAUAUACAAAUUGCCUGUGGUCGUGUGAAGAUCGUUGGACAACUGAUCCGUGUGGGGGAACAUGAGGCAGAGUUCGAAGACGGCACGGUUCUGAAGGACCUGGACGCCAUCUUGUUUGCGACAGGGUAUAUGCCUGGAUUGCAGUUUCUGUCGGACGAAGCAAAGGGAGGGACAGACAAGCAGUACCGGUACAAGAUGACCUUCCCCUUGACCUUGACCCACAACACCCUUGCCCUGAUCGGGUGUUUUGAGUCCGGGUCCACAGUUAUUGCGGUGACAGAGAUGCAAGUCAGAUGGGCGGCCAGGGUCUUCUCCGGGAGAUGCAAACUUCCGGGACAUGAAACAAUGAUGGUGGAUGUAGAUAGGUGGAACAAGUUUGUUAUAAGGAAGUAUAGACGCUACAAAUACAAGGUCCCAAAUCUGAAAAUCCGAGACGAGAUGGCCGCGGAACUGGGAGUGGCCCCUACCUGGUGGGACCUGGUCAAGGCCGGACCCCGACUGGCCUACCUGUACUACUAUGGCCCUGCCUUCCCCUAUUACUACCGACUGUGGGGCCCUCACGCCUGGUGUGGAGCAGAGAAGGCGAUCUACAAUGCACUGGGCCAUGGCUACAUACCCAAACCAGUGAUGAAACUGAAACCAGACGUUACACCGAGGUCGUUCGUUACACAGCAUUUAGCUUUGACUGGUGCUGCGGUUGCAGGUGCCCUGAUGCUGGGUUCCUACCAGUGGAAAGUUCUGCAAUGAUGGUCUAGCUGUGAUGACGAUUGAGAUCUGUAUGCUCCGAACUGUUGAUGGCAACUCGGACUCUGUAUAUACCUUGUUAUCCAUGGUCUGGAAGAAAACUGGACACAUUAUGCCUCUGGCAUCGAUCUAUGUCUUAAUUAAGGCAAUUUGUUUUCGAAUAUUCUUCUCUUUUUUUUGUUACUCAAUAUCUGUUUUGAGAAAGACAAGAGGUGGGGGUAUAUUUAUUACAUUUAUGGCACGGCAAGAGAACCCAUCUGAGUCUUCUGAUUAAUGUUUCGAUGAAAAUUCCGAUAGGUAUGUUGCAAAGAUAAUCCUCAUGGAAAUGUUGCAGUUGUUUUAUGAUAUUGGAGGAUAAUAUUAUGUAUAUGUGAUAUACCCUGAUGAAUAUGUUCCUUGAUUAUCCGGAGGGAUAUGUUUCCAUGAUAGUCCUGGUGGAUAUGUUUCCAUAGAGAUAUGUUUCACUGAUAAUCCUGAGGGAUAUGUUUCCAGGAUAAUCCUGAUGGAUAUGCUUCCAUAGAGAUAUGUUCCAUGGUAGUCCUGACGGAUAUGCUUCCAUAGAGAUAUUUUUCAAUGAUAAUCCUGAUGGAUAUGUUUACAGGAUAAUCCUGAGGGAUAUGUUCCCAGGAUAAUCCUGACGGAUAUGUUUCCAGGAUAAUCCUGAGGGAUAUGUUUCCAGGAUAGUCCUGAUGGAUAUGUUUCCGUAGGAAUCCAGAUGGAAAUGUUUUUCUAUGUCGAGGAAUGAAAUAAUACUGUACAAGACUCAUGUAAGUUAAAUAAGCUCUACUCAAUGCCUGAUAUUGAACAAUGAGUUCUAUUCUCUACGUAGAUACAGUGCGUGAAGCCCAUUUCUGGUGUUCCCCGACGCGAUAUUGCUGGAAAAUUGCUAAACGCGGUGUUAACCUACACUCACUCACUCAAUCACAUCCAAAAGUUCUAAAGCAAACAUUCGGUUGCAUCAACUUGUUUGAUAGGAUUAUAGGGUCGAUGGGGUAGCCUAGUGGUUAAAGCGUUGGCUCGUCACGCCGAAGACCCGGGUUCGAAUCCCCACAUGGGCACAAUGUGUGAAGCCCGUUUCUGGUGUCCCCCGCCGUGAUGUUGCUGGAAUAUUGCUAACAGCGGCGUAAAACCAAACUCAGUCAGUCAGUGAUAGGAUUAUAAGUACACGCACCGUGUUGAUGUUUAGAAAUUUCUUAUUUCUUUACUCUUAAUUCAAAUCGUUAUUACCAUUUGCUGUAAGUUUAAAAUACUAAUAUAGGUGAGCUACAACAUUGUUGACUUACAUUGCCAGAUACUGCACAAGUGUCGUUUGUCUUUCAUGAUAUUAUCAACACAUUGUACCAUAAAUAAAUCUGCCACUCUAUAGUUAUUCCUAUGAGUUAUUAAAUACAUUAUAAAAACGA
This is a messenger RNA of Haliotis rubra (blacklip abalone), 3041 nucleotides long. RefSeq names its product flavin-containing monooxygenase 5-like. The record is from RefSeq and is a predicted model, not a curated record. The coding region runs from base 40 to 1641 and encodes 533 amino acids. Lineage: Eukaryota; Metazoa; Mollusca; Gastropoda; Lepetellida; Haliotidae. The transcript has 6 exons. Gene Ontology annotation, molecular function: flavin adenine dinucleotide binding; NADP binding; N,N-dimethylaniline monooxygenase activity.